AUUGCUAAACAACGGCGCUGACAACUCCCUGACUUCCCCCCUCGCUUCUCUUUCUCUUUCUCUCUCAUCAAACCAAAAUCAAAAUCCCCCCCUAUAAUUCUUAUACAGCCUCCCCUUUGUUUUUACCUCUUUUUCUUCCGUCUUAAAAUGUAUCUCCUCCAUGUCUCCUUUUGUCUGAAAAUUCCUCUAAAACCCGGUUCAUUUUUCUAAAACCCGGUUCAUUUUUCUAAAACCCGGUUCAUUUUCUUUAAACCCGGUUCGAACAUGAUUCACCCCUUACAAUUGCUGAUAUGGCACCGGUUCACUACCCUUCUUUCCUUCUUCUUUCUCACCUAUUUCUCUCAACUUCUCCUUUAAAAUUUUUUUUUUUUCUAAAUUUUUAUAUAUUAAUAAUGGCGGCUUAAUGGGUAAGCUAUAUUACAAAUAUAUAGUCCUACUUGUAUACUAUAUAAGAAGAUAGAGAAAGAUCCAUUGAAGAAUAUCAACAAAAUCAUAAUUUUUACAAGGUUAAAUGAAGGUUGAACUUGAACCCUACAUAUGGUCAUUCUCACAAUAGGUUUUAUUUUGUCUAAUCUGUGAAAUUGCUGUCAGAUAAUUUAUGGAUUGAGUGAUCUGUGUGUUGUUUGAGGGGGUACAAUGUGGAGGUCAUUGGCUGCUGGGCUGUUGAUUUUUGCUCUAUUUAUAUCGGCUUCGGCCACGGAAGAUGGAUACCCAAGGUGUAAUUGUGAGGAUGAGGGGUUGUGGAGUGUUGAGAGCAUUUUAGAAUGUCAAAGGGUGAGUGAUUUCUUGAUUGCUGUGGCGUAUUUUUCGAUCCCGAUUGAACUGCUUUACUUUGUUAGUUGCUCAAAUGUUCCUUUCAAAUGGGUUCUCUUUCAAUUUAUAGCCUUCAUAGUUCUUUGUGGGAUGACCCAUUUGCUGAAUGGUUGGACUUAUGGGCCUCACGGGUUCCAACUAGCGGUGGCGCUCACGACAUUUAAGUUUUUAACUGCACUCGUCUCUUGUGCUACGGCCAUCACUCUUAUCACUCUCAUCCCUUUGCUCCUUAAAGUGAAGGUGAGAGAAUUCAUGUUGAAGAAGAAAACUUGGGAUUUGGGCAGGGAGGUGGGGAUGAUUAAGAAACAAAGUGAAGCUGGAUGGCAUGUUAGGAUGCUUACUCAUGAGAUAAGGAAGUCUUUAGAUAGGCAUACGAUCUUGCAUACGACAAUGGUUGAGCUUUCAAAGACCUUGGAUUUGCAGACUUGUGCUGUUUGGAUGCCAAAUGAGAACAGGACAGAGGUGAUAUUGACUCAUGGGUUAAAAGGUAGAAACUUUCAGAGUUUUAGCAACUGCAGAGUGCCUUAUGCUGAUCCUGAUGUCAGGAAAGUUAAGGAGAGUAAUGAGGUGGAGAUACUAAGACCAGAUUCAGCUCUUGGCAUUGCGAGUAGUGGAGGAUUGGAAAAUCAUGGUGCUGUGGCUGCAAUACGUAUGCCAAUGCUUAAGGUCUCAAAUUUCAAAGGAGGAACCCCUGAGUUGAUGCAGGCUUGCUAUGCAAUAUUAGUCUUGGUUCUUCCAAGUCAGCAAGAGAGAUCCUGGACCAACCAGGAGCUUGAAAUAAUCAAGGUGGUUGCUGAUCAAGUUGCUGUGGCUAUAUCCCAUGCUGCUGUCCUAGAGGAAUCUCAGCUGAUGAGAGAUCAAUUGGCUGAACAGAAUCGUGCACUGCAGCAAGCGCAGAGAAAUGCAUUAAUGGCAAGUCAAGCAAGGAACUCAUUUCAGAGAGUGAUGAGCCAUGGGAUGAGAAAGCCGAUGCACUCAGUCCUCGGGCUGCUUUCAGUACUAAAAGACGAGAUUUUGAGCAGCGAACAAAAAUUAAUUGUUGAUACAAUGAUGAAGACAGGCAAUGUCCUGUCUCUUUUGAUUAAUGAUGUGAUGGACGAUUCACCAAAAGAGAGUGGAAGAUUCCCAUCAGAAAUCAGAUCCUUUGGACUCCAUGCCUUGGUAACUGAAGCUGGUUGCUUUGCUAAGUGUUUGUGUGCUCAAAAUGGUCUUGGCUUUAAUAUUGAGGUUGAUAGGUCCUUGCCUGAUCAUGUAUUGGGUGAUGAAAAAAGGGUAUUUCAGGUGAUCUUGCAUAUGGUGGGUAACUUGGUGGAGAACAACAGUGGUAGUGGAUCUUUAGUUUUUCGGGUCUAUUCUCAACACGGAAGUCAGGGGAGAAAUGAUCAAAGAUGGGCAACAUGGCGAUCAGGCUCUUCUGAUGGAUAUGUUUAUAUCCGGUUUGAAGUUGAGACUACCAAUAAUUCUAUCUUCUCAGAUGAUGCAGUGUUGCCUUCAAACUACAAUGGUCCAAGAUGCAGCAAUGAGAUUGUGGACAGGGAUCUAAGCUUCAGCGUUUGCCAGAAACUAGUCCAGCUGAUGCAAGGAAAUAUCUGGGUAGUCCCAAAUCCUCAGGGGUUUCCUCAAAGCAUGGCAGUAGUUCUACGUUUCCAGCUACGACCAUCCAUCGGUAUUACAAUCUCCGAAUCAGGAGAAACAUCAUCCGGUAACUCCAAUCUUCCUCUUAAAGGCCUUCAAAUAUUGUUAGCCGAUGAUGAUGACAUUAACAGGGCCGUGACCAAGAAGCUGUGUGAAAAGUUGGGUUGUUCUGUUUCCGCUGUUUCAUCGGGAUUUGAGUGUCUUACUGCCCUCGGCGCUUCAAGCUCAGCUUACCAAAUUGUCCUCCUAGAACUUCAUAUGCGUGAGCUUGAUGGAUUCGAAGUUGCAACACGCAUAUGUAAGCUCAGGAGCAGAAGUCAUAGCUGGCCGCUAAUCAUUGCCUUAACGGCCACUGAUGAUGACAAAUUCUGGGAGAGGUUUAAGCAGGUUGGGAUAAUUGGGGUUAUCAGAAAACCUGUUCUUUUACAGGAGAUCGUUGAAGAGGUUCGAAGAGUCCUGAUACAGACAAAUAAAGCGAUCUCGUGAUUCUUUUUUCUUCUUUAGAAUUGUUUUCCUGAUUUGCAUUUAAACGGAGUACAUGAAAUUGAGCUCCUAGAUUUAUCUUAUACACAGGUUAACCAAUAUAGGUAGGGGAAAGUAUCUUUUGUUUAAGGUAAAAAAGCAUAAACAAUAUGUAAAAGAAAUAAAAGGUACUACAUUGUAUUUUUUUUGGGGGUGGGGGGGGGGGGGGGGAGAGGUGGCAAUAUUAGAGGAUUUUGCAGAUUUAGGAGACGCUGUAAAGUGUAAAUCUACAUUGAAACACAUAAGAUGGAGAAAGUGCAAUUAUAAAUUGCUGUCGGAGUUUCAGUAUAAUUCUUGAUGAAUGAAUGAACGAGGCUCGUAUUAGUUUCUCU
Molecule: messenger RNA, 3302 nt
Organism: Beta vulgaris subsp. vulgaris (sugar beet)
Lineage: Eukaryota; Viridiplantae; Streptophyta; Magnoliopsida; Caryophyllales; Amaranthaceae
Product: ethylene receptor 2
Exons: 4
Coding region: 637-2934 (765 amino acids)
Biological process (GO): response to ethylene; phosphorelay signal transduction system
Cellular component (GO): endoplasmic reticulum; endoplasmic reticulum membrane
Molecular function (GO): protein binding; ethylene receptor activity; ethylene binding
Source: RefSeq, a predicted model, not a curated record